Messenger RNA from Lachnellula hyalina, 906 nucleotides. RefSeq names its product Protein transport protein (gene SEC13). Gene Ontology annotation, molecular function: structural molecule activity; protein binding. The transcript has 3 exons. Gene Ontology annotation, biological process: positive regulation of TOR signaling; COPII-coated vesicle budding; protein import into nucleus. The coding region runs from base 1 to 906 and encodes 301 amino acids. Gene Ontology annotation, cellular component: nuclear pore outer ring; COPII vesicle coat. The record is from RefSeq and is a predicted model, not a curated record. NCBI's taxonomy places the organism in Eukaryota, Fungi, Ascomycota, Leotiomycetes, Helotiales, Lachnaceae.
AUGACACAAGUUAUCAACAAUUCGGGUCAUGAUGACAUGAUUCACGAUGCAGUCCUCGAUUACUACGGCCGACGCCUCGCAACCUGCUCCUCCGACAAAACCGUCAAGAUCUUCGAGGUAGAAGGCGAUUCGCACCGUCUGACCGAAACACUCAAAGGCCAUGAAGGAGCAAUAUGGUCCAUCUCCUGGGCACACCCCAAAUACGGCAACAUCCUCGCCUCGGCCUCGUACGACGGCACCGUUUUCAUCUGGCGAGAAACGCCCCCCUCAGGCUUCACUCGAAUCUUCGACUUCGCACUGCACACCGCAUCCGUAAACAUAAUCUCCUGGGCGCCCCACGAAUCCGGCUGUCUGCUCGCGUGCGCGUCGUCCGACGGCAACGUCAGCGUGCUAGAAUUCAAAGACAAUUCCAUGGACCACGUGCUCUUCCACGCGCACGGCGUCGGCGUGAACAGCGUCUCCUGGGCGCCGAGCACGCAGGCAGGUAGUCUGGUGAGCGCCGGCGGUAGUGGGAAGGGUGGGGAGCGGAGGUUCGUUACGGGGGGGAGUGAUAACCUGGUAAAGAUUUGGGGAUUCGAUGUAGCGUCGCAGUCGUAUAAACAGGAAGGCGCGCCGUUGACGGGCCAUACGGAUUGGGUGCGCGAUGUGGCGUGGUCGCCUACCGUGCUGCAGAAAAGCUACAUUGCGUCUGCGAGUCAGGAUAAGACGGUGCGCAUCUGGACCAGCGAUCCCAGUCAGCCGGGCGUGUGGGAGAGCAAGGUUUUGUCCUUUGAGGUUGUGCUGUGGAGGGUGAGUUGGAGUUUGAGCGGGAAUGUGUUGGCGGUUAGUGGGGGCGAUAACAAGGUUAGUUUAUGGAAGGAGAAUCUGAAGGGGGAGUGGGAAUGUGUUAAGAGUAUCGAGGAAUAG